Messenger RNA from Adineta steineri, 555 nucleotides. The record is from the annotation of a GenBank genome assembly. Lineage: Eukaryota; Metazoa; Rotifera; Eurotatoria; Adinetida; Adinetidae.
AUGAUUCGGGCUUUGCCAAAGAAAAAUUCAUUAUUGAAAAUGUCGUCCAGUGCACUUAAUUUUGAAGUAACUCAUACAUGUAAUACAACAAAAGCUCGUGUUGGUCGUUUAACAUUUGGUCGAAAUCAUACAUCGCGUGGUCCGAUCGAUACACCUGUUUUUAUGCCUGUCGGUACACAAGGAACUUUGAAAGGUUUAACACCUGAACAAUUACAUCAAUUAAAUUGUCGUAUUAUACUUGGAAAUACGUAUCAUUUAGGACAUCGACCAGGUCCUGAUUUACUUAAAGAAAUGGGUGGUCUUCAUUCAUUUAUGCAUUGGGAUGGUGGACUUUUAACAGAUUCAGGAGGAUUUCAAAUGGUAUCUCUUCUUAAAUUAUCACAAGUAACUGAAGAUGGUGUCAAAUUUCAAUCUCCACAUGAUCAAAGUGAAAUGUUAUUAACACCAGAAAAAUCCAUUGAAAUUCAAAAUGUUAUCGGUAAGAAUCUAUCAUCAUAUAAUUCAUCAAAGAAACUUCAGAUAAUAACUCUAUCAACAAUGGUAGAAUCUUAUUAG